AUGGCCAGCACACAAGCCAAAGUGGUGUCGACCAUCCUGGAAAAACAUGGCUACCAGCUCGGGCGAUACCUGGGCAAGGGAGCGUACGCGAUUGUGUGGGAGGCUUACUUCAAGAAAUGGAAAACCAAAGUGGCUGUUAAGGUCCUCCUCAAGGAGAAAGCUGAGACUGAAUUUCUGAACAAAUUCUUACCCAGAGAGAUCCAGAUCUGGAAAACUCUGCAACACACCAACCUGAUCAGCUUUUAUCAGUCCAUCGAGACGACAAACAGGGUGUACAUCAUUUUAGAAUUGGCUCCGGGCGGGGAGGUAAUGGAGAGAAUUCGAAUGAACGGAGCCUGUGAGGAGAAUCUGGCGGGCAAGUGGUUUGAGCAGUUAUGUCAGGGGAUGGCUUACAUUCAUAGCAGAGGUGUGGUGCACAGGGACCUGAAACUCGAGAACCUGCUCUUGGAUCGCAACAAUAACAUAAAGAUCUCGGACUUUGGCUUCUGCAAGAUGGGGGUCCCCGAGCCGGGCUGGAUGGCCAGCGUUCCUCUGAGCGAGACCUUCUGCGGUAGCUAUGCCUACGUGCCCCCCGAGGUCCUCCAGGGGUCCCCCUAUAACCCCUUCCUGUCUGACAUCUGGAGCAUGGGGGUCAUCCUCUUCACCAUGGUGACCGGCAAACUCCCCUUCGACGACUCCAACCUCAGGCGCCUCCUCAGGCAAAUGAUCAAAGGCCCCAUCUUCACUAGUCGUCAUCGCGGGAUCUCCUUGGCGUGUAAGGACCUGAUCACGAAGAUCCUCAGCCUGGCCCCCAAGCGCUGCUCUAUCCCUGACGUGUUCGAACACCCCUGGGUGGGGAUUUAUUCCUUUGGGCCGCCCAGCGUGGACCUGAGGCAGUUACACUCUCUCUAUCUGUAUCACAUUGGGAGGAAGGGAAUCAUUCCCACAGUGAGCAAAGAAAGCUCACAACAGAUCCCGACCGCCCCCAAGAAAUCCCGUCACACCUUCUCUGGGUUAUUUCGCUUCUAG
Messenger RNA from Callorhinchus milii (elephant shark), 1008 nucleotides. RefSeq names its product testis-specific serine/threonine-protein kinase 4-like. The coding region runs from base 1 to 1008 and encodes 335 amino acids. The transcript is spliced from 5 exons. Gene Ontology annotation, molecular function: tau-protein kinase activity; ATP binding; protein serine/threonine kinase activity. Gene Ontology annotation, biological process: microtubule cytoskeleton organization; protein phosphorylation; intracellular signal transduction. Lineage: Eukaryota; Metazoa; Chordata; Chondrichthyes; Chimaeriformes; Callorhinchidae. The record is from RefSeq and is a predicted model, not a curated record. Gene Ontology annotation, cellular component: cytoplasm.